This is a messenger RNA of Penaeus vannamei (Pacific white shrimp), 937 nucleotides long. RefSeq lists its product as uncharacterized. NCBI's taxonomy places the organism in Eukaryota, Metazoa, Arthropoda, Malacostraca, Decapoda, Penaeidae. The record is from RefSeq and is a predicted model, not a curated record.
GAGGAAAUCCCACUCAUCAGUACACGACGAAUUUCCAACCAAAAUAGCAAGCUCUCGAAGUUUUGUGUGUGCGACCACGGCAACAGCGGGCAGGGAUGGAAAUAACGGUAGCAACUUUGGCUUUGUUGAUGGUCCUCUGUUUCUCUGUGCCAGCUGUCGUGGGCGGGUGUUGUCUCGUCUACAUCAUUUUGCGAAAGAAUAAUCGGACGCAGCCGGUCCGCCCUCACUCCACUCCCUCCUCCAACGACGUGGCCUCACCUGAGCCCCUCCUCGAACGCCAUGAGGGCACGACCGUCCUGCCCUCGCCUCAGAGGACGCCCUUCGGCACCUCCAGGCGGAUGGGGGCGGAUCUGAAGGCGUCCUUUGGCUCGACCUCCUCCUCCCUGGGUCGCGUGAUGGACGGGGUCACCCUGGGGACCGCCCUCGAGGGGGUCAUCCUCCUGCAUUCGCAUCUCGAGGAACUGCGUCUUCAGAAGGCGUUCAUGGAGUCCUUCGUCCGGUCGGGCGGCAUGGGUCACUGCUCCGAUGUCUCCCGUGCGUUCAACGGAUCUUUGAGAGAUUUCCCGACAUCUCCAACUACUCUGGCGCCCUCGGCGGUGUUGCCGUGGUCACACAGCAUUGCGGACGUUCACAAGAGCUCUUCAGAAAUGGUGCUGAACGCCUCGGGCCCCGACAGUCUGCGAUUCUGGCCGGUUUCCUCGAGCUGCAAGAGUCUAAGCCGGGCACCGUCGUCGAGGUCAGGUGGAGAUGGACUACCUUUUUGGAAUGCCUCGUCGACGUGUACUUCUACGCCCGUCAAAAAAUUAUGACCCGAGAUGAAUGAAUUGCCGCUAUGGUAGUUUAUGUACAGUAGUUUGUGACAAUUACAUGUGCGUUGCAUGUAUGCUAGAUUUUAUGAUAUGAUCUAUACCAGUGAUGAGUAAAAUAUUUGAAUGUG